Rhododendron vialii is the source of this 1355-nucleotide messenger RNA. Its product is annotated as vestitone reductase-like. The transcript has 5 exons. Lineage: Eukaryota; Viridiplantae; Streptophyta; Magnoliopsida; Ericales; Ericaceae. The record is from RefSeq and is a predicted model, not a curated record. The annotation marks the transcript as partial. Gene Ontology annotation, molecular function: oxidoreductase activity, acting on the CH-OH group of donors, NAD or NADP as acceptor.
UACUAUGUUGCAUCAUGGCUGAUCAUGAGGCUUCUUCAACAUGGCUAUAAAGUUCGUACUACCAUUAGGUCUUACCCAGAUAAGUUCAUUUCACCUUCUCAAGAAGGUAAUCUGAAAUUUGAUCAAGAAAAUGCUGCUGAUUGGAGGGCAAACUUCUUGCAGAUUUCAAGAUCAAAACUGAUCAAUAUUUUGGUUUCAUUUGGCUUUUUUCCAGUUUCAUCUUCAUCUUGUUGCAUCUGUUCUUUGGCUAACACCAAGAAGGACAUUAGCUUCCUCACAGACCUCCCGGGUGCAACCGAAAACCUUCAAAUUUUCAGUGCAGACCUAGACCACCCCGUCAGCUUUGGCCCCACCAUCGAAGGCUGUACUGGAGUCUUUCAUGUUGCCCAGCCGAUUGAUUUCGACGACAAAGAACCAGACCAAGUCAAGCACAUGAGAGCCAUAGAUGGGGCAAUAGAAAUCCUUAAGGCAUGCCUAACUUCGAAGACUGUGAAAAGGGUUGUAUACACUUCUAGUGCAUCUGCUGUUGGUUAUAACAAGGGAUCAAGUGUUGUGGAUGAGAACAUGUGGAGUGAUACAGAGUUUAUCAAGUCUUUGAUGCCUGUCGGGGCUUCUUACUAUAUUGGCAAGACAUUGACUGAAAAGGCUGUACUGGAAUUUGGAGAGAAACAUGGAUUGGAUAUUGUGAGUGUGAUUCCUGGUUAUGUCAAUGGCCCUUUUAUUUGUCCACGCAUCCCUGGUUCAGUAUCCAUUUCACUAGCCAUGAUCAUUGGCGACAAGGAUCGAUAUCGAUUAAUUGCCAAGGUACCAAUGGUGCAUAUAGAUGAUGUGGCCAGUUCGCAUAUCUUCCUCCUUGAGUACCCUGAAGCCAAAGGGAGGUAUAUUUGUUCAUCCGUUGAUAUAACCAUUGAGAAGAUGUCUGAAUUUCUAUUAGCCAAAUACCCACAAUAUCAAAUUCCACCAGCUGAUUGUUUAAAGGAAGUUGAAGGGUUCAGAUAUCCUGAUGGUUCAUCCAAGAAGCUGCUGGAUACUGGGUUUGAGUAUAAGUAUGGCCUUGAAGAAAUGUAUGAUGGAGCAAUUCAAUGCUGCAAAGAGAAGGGGUUUUUAUAGUUCAUAUGCUGCAAGGUAGUGUUUGGCUGAUUGGAAUGAAGCUGGAACAGAAUGAUUGUUCUCUUGAAAUCCUCUUUCCGACGUUGUGUGUCUGUAUAGUGUGCUCUUAACUUCUUACAGCAUCAAAGAGCUUCAAAAUGUUGCAAAAAAAACUAUAAUAGUGUCUGUUUGUUGGGUUCUUUCUUUGGCGAAGUCUGGUGUGUUAUUCCUUUUCGUUAAUGGGUAGUCCAUGGUUCAAUCUCUAA